CAGCAGAUGAGCAGGAUGUUCCGAAUGUAAGACUGCAGGCUUCAGUACAAAAGCAUGACGGGAGUUUUGCGACCCUCCAAACAGAGACCCAGUAUGAAGCGACCUCGAAAUGAGCCUUACAGGGUUUUCGAUUAUCAACAUGUUCCGAUGUCUGUGACGACCAUCCCGUGUGACUUCGCAUCUUUUCGACGGACGUGUUCCUCUCCCUCUUUUUCUUCCGCAGCCCUGCGGCAAAGCACAGAAAAACCUCAGAGCAGACACAAGUCCAGGAGCAGAGGAACCCAGCUAAGAAUGGAGGAGCUGAUGUGCAUUAAGAAAGAACUGACGGUGAUUAAAUCACAGAUAGACGAGCUGCUGGACAGUCUGGAGCGGAUGGACCCUCAAAGCCAAGCGCUGUCAGGAGACGGUGUGGUGUUCUCUCCGCUCCAUGGUUCUGUGAGCAGUGCGGACGAUUCGUCUGGUAACUCUCCUCCCCUGAGGACAGACAGAGACACACAGAGCCCACAGACAGCAGACAGCAGUGAUGAAAACAGACAGCAUGUUAAUUACUAUGAAUCAGAUUUGCUCUACAUGUAAACGCAGGUUUCAGAUUCCGAGUUCAGAUACCAAGUUUUUGAGAAAGGUCACAGGAUCUCUAAUGAUGGUGUAAAGAAAAGCACCAGGAAGGAAGAGAAACAAUAUCUGGAUCAUUUCCAAAUAUCUAGAUCUGUUCAAAAUGGCAUCAUGUCAACUGAGCAUUAAUCCAGUUUGAAUCCGGUUGUGGAGCAGCUGCCUAACACAAGCUGUUUUUCCAUGAUUUCAGUCAAUACUGAUACGACUCCAGUUCAGGAUCAAAUUAAAGGAUACCAACCACACAUGUACACACACACAUGCACACACACACACACACACACACACACACACACA
This is a messenger RNA of Sinocyclocheilus grahami, 906 nucleotides long. Its product is annotated as RNA-binding Raly-like protein. The transcript has 7 exons. Bases 55 to 576 code for a protein of 173 amino acids. NCBI's taxonomy places the organism in Eukaryota, Metazoa, Chordata, Actinopteri, Cypriniformes, Cyprinidae. The record is from RefSeq and is a predicted model, not a curated record.